Suillus bovinus is the source of this 1545-nucleotide messenger RNA. RefSeq names its product cytochrome P450. The transcript has 15 exons. Bases 1 to 1545 code for a protein of 514 amino acids. Gene Ontology annotation, molecular function: iron ion binding; oxidoreductase activity, acting on paired donors, with incorporation or reduction of molecular oxygen; monooxygenase activity. NCBI's taxonomy places the organism in Eukaryota, Fungi, Basidiomycota, Agaricomycetes, Boletales, Suillaceae. The record is from RefSeq and is a predicted model, not a curated record.
AUGGCCCAAACACUUGCACUCGCCCUUCUAUCGCUCGUGUCGUUCGUGAAGAGAGACACUAAAGGGCUUCCUCUACCCCCUGGUCCUCCACCUCUCCCCUUUGUCGGAAACGUGGUCGGAAUUGACUCAGAUCAUCCAUGGUUGGCGUACUCAAGAUGGGGAUCUAAAUAUGGGGAAAUCGUUUACUCUCGACUCUUCAGUCAGGAUAUCAUAAUCAUCAACUCCGAAAGAGUUGCGCAUGACUUGCUCGACCGUCGUUCACAGAAUUAUUCCACGAGACCCACGGGGGUCAUGCACGUUCUUGACUUUUUUGGUGUCGAGUUCUCCUCCAUCUUUCUACCCUACUCGGACAGGUGGAGACUUCAUAGGCGAAUUUUCCAUCAGGCCUUCCGUUCAGAAGCAGCGUCAUCCUUCCGUCCGAUUCAAAUGCGCAACGCCCAUCAUUUGAUACUAAAUUUACUAGCCUCUCCUGAGCCGUAUGGAACCCAUUUGCACACCUUCAGCACGUCUAUCAUCAUGUCAGUCACGUAUGAUUAUUCUACAGCGCCUCUCGAUGAUCCUUUCAUUGCGCUUGUCGAGCGUUCACUUGAAAUAUCUGUAAGAGAACUCAGGCCUGAGGUCGCAGCUCUUGUAGCAGAGUUCCCGAUAUUGGAAAAACUUCCUUCCUGGUUCCCCGGAGCGGGCUUUGUAAGGGGUGCUAUACUCCAGAGAUCCCUCGUUCCCCUGAUUGUGGACACGCCCUUUGAACAUGUGAAGAAGAACAUGGCUGCGGGGACGGCUGCACCCUCUAUGGUGUCGGAUGCAUUGAAUCGUAUGCAAGAUAAAGCAAAAAGUGAAGAGGAGGUCGCUGUUCUCGAGAAAGCGAUCAAGGAAGCUAGUUCAUCUGGUUAUGCAGCUGCCUCAGAAACUACGACGUCCACUUUAUACGUUUUCCUACUCGCGAUGGUUCUAUAUCCUGAGGUGCAAGCACGUGCGCAAGCAGAGAUUGAUUCCAUCAUUGGAGAAGCUCUCGAAAGAUUGCCCGACUGGGAUGACCGGGCUUCUAUGCCCUACAUCAAUGCCGUGAUACGGGAGACACUGAGAUGGUUCCCCGUCGUCCCUCUGGGCGUUGCCCAUGCCACGGUAAAUGACGACGUCUACGAAGGCUACUAUAUUCCAAAAGGGGCUACCGUAAUGGCUAACACAUGGGCUAUGGCGCGCAAUCCAGAAAAAUAUCCAAACCCGACAAGGUUUAUGCCCGAGCGCUACAUGUCAAAGGUCGCCGUCGAAGAGUCAUCAACGCGUGACCGUGAUGAUAUUUCCUUUGCAUUUGGAUUUGGAAGGCGUGUUUGUGUUGGAAGACAUGUUGCAGAUGCUUCCUUAUUUGCUGCAGUUGUGAAUAUUCUAGCUAUCUUCCGGGUGGAACGUGCACCAGGAUGGAAUGUCGGGCCUGAUGCUGAAGGGGUGGAAUGGAGUGGAGGCCUAACAACUUUAUCUGAGCCAGCCAAUGCAGACACCCUGUAUUCCCGUGCAAAUUUACCCCUCGCCAUGCGAAAGAAAAGGUAG